Nyctereutes procyonoides (raccoon dog) is the source of this 2272-nucleotide messenger RNA. RefSeq names its product megakaryocyte and platelet inhibitory receptor G6b (gene MPIG6B). The transcript has 6 exons. Gene Ontology annotation, cellular component: plasma membrane. Lineage: Eukaryota; Metazoa; Chordata; Mammalia; Carnivora; Canidae. The coding region runs from base 1 to 756 and encodes 251 amino acids. Gene Ontology annotation, biological process: megakaryocyte development; blood coagulation; integrin-mediated signaling pathway. The record is from RefSeq and is a predicted model, not a curated record.
AUGGCCUUGGUUCUGCAGCUGCUGCUGUUGCUGCUGUUGAGGGUCCAGGGGGACCCCGGGGAACUCCUGCCCCCUCCAACUCCAGCCUCACUGGACGGCCGCCCUGGAGACCGAGUGAAUUUCUCCUGCGUAGGCGUCUCGCAUCCCAUCCGCUGGGCCUGGGCGCCCAGCUUCCCUGCCUGCAAGGGCCUGUCCAAGGGACGCCGCCCAAUCCUGUGGGCCUCACCGAGCGGGACCCCCACUGUGUCUCCCGUCCAGCCAUUUGCUGGUCGCCUACGUGCCCUGGACCCUGGUAUCCGGUGGCUAGAGCUGCUCCUGAGCGCUGGGGACUCAGGCACCUUUUUCUGCAGGGGCCGCCACGAGGAAGAGAGCCGCACGGUGCUUCACGUGCUAGGGGACCGGGCAGAUUGCAAGGCUCCAGACCACGGGUCCCUGUAUCCCCAACUCCUGAUCCCCCUGCUGGGCGCUGGGCUGGUGCUGGGACUCGGGGCGCUGGGCGUGGUCUGGUGGUGGCGCAGACGAUCACCUCCGCAUCCGCCUCCGCAUCCGCCUCGACCACUCCCCAGAUUUGAACCACUAGUGAAAGUCGACUCCCAGAGGCCAGUAAAGGAGGAGGAGCCUAAGAUGGCAGGGGACCUGGACCAGGAGCCGAGCCUGCUCUACGCAGACCUGGACCAUUCGGCCCUCAGAAGGCCACUACGGUUGUCGCCAGUGGUUCCUGCUGAUGCCUCCACCAUCUAUGCAGUUGUAGUUUGAAGGGAAGCCCUUAUUGCAAACCUCACAAGCUGGAGGUUCUCCACAACUCCCGGCCCCUUCCUGGUCCCUCACCUGGAAAAGGAAUGCACCGCGAGAUAGAACUGAGCACUAGCUUGAGUCAGGAACCCUGAGUUCCAGGCUAUCUCUCUGCCACUGAUCUUGCUCCUUCAGUUACCUCAUCUCUCCUAUAACCUUCACGUCUCCUUCACCACCAGUGCCCUCUCUAAACCUGAUCAAGCCCUGUCUCCCCAUAAGAUAUCAACAAGUUCUAGAUGUCCUGUUUCUUCCCUUCCCUCCAGUCCAGCUCUUUGAGCCAGGAGCCUACACCUUUCUUCCCCUUCACUCCACUCCCACUGCUCACCUCUUCUUCCCCUUCACUCCACUCCCCCUGAGGUUGCCAGUCAGGUCCUAAUGGUCACUCCCAGUAGAUUUAUGGGCUUGGUCUUCGAUUAUUUUCAUCUUUAAGCUGUUUUUCUUUAAUGCUGGUGUCUUCCUUUUGGACUCUUCUUCCUCGCUCCCUACCGCCUUGCUAUUCUCCACCAUUCUAGGUUUGUCCUUUCCUUUAUCUGACCUCCUCUCUCCUGGGAACCUGUCAUCCACAGCCAGUCCUCAGCCCUUACCUCUGCAAACAACCCUCUGAAUUCUCUCCAGCUCAGAUCUCGAGUAAUGGGAUUUCCCAUCUAUCCCUGGGACAUCCCUGCCUAGUCAGCAGUAGGCAUUUUGCACACAGCAUUGUCACUCACUUAAUCCUCCUCUGCAUUCUCCCUUAAUCAACCAGUUGCCUAAGCCAGAAACUGGGAGUCAUGUAGACCUCCUUCUGCUCACUCCCACACAAUGAACCAAGUCCUGUCUUUCUAUUUUAGCAUCUCUGUGAAAUCCAUACCCUUCUUCACACCAAUUCAGGUGGCUGCCACCUGAAUAUACUCUCCUCAUUUCUUCCCUGGGUUACUCAUUGCCUCACCUCAUCUUCUUGUCCGUGCCCUCCUCCCUGAAGCCAGAGAGAUCCUCCCCAAAUGUUAACCUUCUCACAGCCUGUAUUCCAGAGCUGUGGUAUUUCUUCAGCUCGGGACCCAUGGGCCUUGGCUUUGGGUACAAGGUGCUGGCAGCACUCUCCCUACUCUCCAGGCUUGCUUUGUCACUCCACGUUCACAGAACAUGCCAAUCUUGGAGUGAUUCUCCCCAGCCUCCAAAUAUGCCUUUAACACAGUGCAAGUCCUUCUUCCUGGAUCUCCCUUUUUCCUCCUCCCCACUACCGCCCUGACCAAUUCUUCAUCCCCAGGACUCAGUUGAAAUAUAGCCAUUUCUGGGAAGGCAUUCCUGAUCCUCUUUGCCUACCCCUGCAUAUAUUUUGAUGCUGUAGGAAGUCUCCUUAUUCAUCUCAUAGCAACACCCUGUGAAUUGUUCUACCACAACCUGUAUUUCAAUUUUAAUGUACUGUUGAGUUCCCUGGUAUCAAGAGACUGACUCUUUUUUUAUAUUACUGCUUAGCCUCAGUAAAUGAGUGAAUGAAAAUUCA